Messenger RNA from Aspergillus ochraceoroseus IBT 24754, 1207 nucleotides. RefSeq names its product dienelactone hydrolase family protein. Gene Ontology annotation, molecular function: hydrolase activity. The coding region runs from base 428 to 1165 and encodes 245 amino acids. The record is from RefSeq and is a predicted model, not a curated record. The transcript has 4 exons. NCBI's taxonomy places the organism in Eukaryota, Fungi, Ascomycota, Eurotiomycetes, Eurotiales, Aspergillaceae.
GCUCAAGCCGGGGACUUUCUACUUUGGAGGUCCAUCAAGCAGCUCCUCCAUCGUGGACAAUUGCGAUCAAUCAAAAGAAAUGCGUCACCAGUGAUAAGUAGGCAGCUACACUUACGUUGAAGGGAGUGGGCUAGGUCGGGUUAUGCUCCGUAGACAGAAAUGUGAAUUGUCUGUCGGGAAAAGGCAUUGUUAGUAAGGUGAAGAGGGGCAAGAGUGGGGAGCAAAUGAUGAUAAGAUGGCCACCAUAUUUCGCUAGAGGACGCGGCAAAUAAAUGCCUAAUCCUCUCCAUUUCCCUUAAGUCCCUUAAGUCCCCCCUUAAGUCCCCCCUUAAGUCCUCCCUUAUACCCCGAUACCUUCUUCAUCUCUUCUACUUCAUUCCAGUUUUACGGUCCCUUUCGUCUCUUCUCCGUUAUACCCUCUUCCAAAAUGGCCUCCAAUCCUCCUGGCGCCUGCUGUGCUACCGGUUUCAAGCACGAAGGUACCCCCAUCGGCGAAAUCAAGAACAUCAACGGAACUGAAACCUACAUUGUCUAUCCCAAGGGUAACCAGACCCCGGAGAAGGCCAUUUUGAUCCUGAGUGAUAUCCUAGGCAUCUACACCAACACCCAACUGUUGGCCGAUGCUUAUGCUGCCAAUGGGUACCUAUGCGUUGUUCCCGAUCUUUUCCGGGGUGACUGCCGCACUCUGGAACAAUUUGAGUCUGGCAACGCCGACCUUCCAUCAUGGCUUACUAACCACCAGUCUGCGGUGGUCGACCCCGUGGUGGAAGCUAGCAUCAAAUACCUGAGGCAGGAGCUUGGUAUUAAGCGCAUUGGUGCUGUCGGCUACUGCUUCGGCGGCAAGUACACCUGCCGUUUCCUGAAGCCUGGAAAGGUUGAUGCCGGCUACACUGCUCACCCAUCCUUCAUCACUGAGGAGGAACUUGCUUCGAUUAGUGGCCCCCUGUCGAUUGCUGCUGCUGAAAUCGACCCAAUUUUCACAACCGCCCUCCGUCACAAGUCCGAGGAAAUCCUGAUUGAUACAAAGCAGCCCUGGCAGAUCAACCUAUACAGCGGUGUCUCCCACGGGUUCGCCGUUCGUUCAGACCUGAGCGUCCCCCACUUCAAGUUCGCCAAGGAGCAGGCCUUCGCUCAGGCUAUUAGCUGGUUCUGCCAGUACUUGUAAACCUACCUAGCUAGGGUCCGGGGUUUAGUGCCUUUUUUUUUU